AUAAAAUGGGACCAAACUGUGAUAAGCGUAGCAUUGGACCAGCAGGUGGUCUAGUGCCGGUGGGUGUUGGUGGCAAUCCCGAGGCACCAUAUUGGAUGACAGCUUCCGAGGGGGGUUUCAUAAAUUCCCAGCCAUCAAUGGCUGAAUUUUUGAAUCAUUUGAGUCCAGAAAGUCCCAAAAUUAUGGGUGGUGGUGCGGGCGGCGGAAAUGGCAGUGGAGGUGUAACACCCGUCGGUGGCGUAGGAUAUCCGGUUGGUAUUGGUAUGCCACAGACACCAGAUGGUAUGGAUUCGGUGCCGGAAUAUCCAUGGAUGAAAGAAAAGAAAACAUCAAGGAAGAAUAGCAACAAUAAUAGUCAAG
This is a messenger RNA of Musca vetustissima, 360 nucleotides long. RefSeq names its product homeotic protein proboscipedia-like. The annotation marks the transcript as partial. The transcript has a single exon. Gene Ontology annotation, biological process: regulation of DNA-templated transcription. NCBI's taxonomy places the organism in Eukaryota, Metazoa, Arthropoda, Insecta, Diptera, Muscidae. The record is from RefSeq and is a predicted model, not a curated record. Gene Ontology annotation, molecular function: DNA-binding transcription factor activity; DNA binding.